GAUUUGUCAGUCAAAUUUCGUUUCUCAGACGCAUUUCAAGAUAUCAAACCCAUCUCACAUUCAUCAAAAUGAUGUCUUCCGGAAAUUUGCCUCCCAACGCUUACCAAUCUUUAUCGUCGAGAGUGAUGAGGAUUCCGAUGCGACAUACGUUCACACUAGACCAGAAACGGAUCCUGAUGAAAUACUUUGAACAGGGAAUGGUUGGACAAAGUCUCAUGUAUCAAGAGAAGAUCCAGCAGUGUGCACAGGAGGCUUCGCUAGAAUUCGAUGUCGUUAGGAACUGGAUCGGGAACCAGCGGAGAAAACGUCGAUUGGAAGAAGUUCAAAGAGCAUGCAUGCAGAAUUACAUCGACCAGGUUCCUCCAGGCGAAAGUAAUGAAGGAAUACCACCUACCAAAAUACAAACCUUGACCAUGGCACCACCCCGCCAAACUCAGAUGCUCUUCUUACCACACAUGGCAAAGCAACACGGACCCGGUACGACACCGCCUCAACAGCCACUUCCUAGUGGGACACCCGUUGAGGGCGCUGUCCAUAGUUCAGAGGCACCACCCAAUCCACAACACAGUGAAGCCAACCAAGCACAGAUAAAUCAAAUGGCGCUAACGCAAUUGGUACCAACGAACCAGAACGUCCAGCAACCUUCACCACAGGUACAGACCCAGCCACCCCAUACGUCUCCAUGCUUGCCAAAUCGUUCGAUUCCACCGUAUCUUCAAGGACAAUCCACUGUUUACCCACCAGUAACGGCAAACGAUGGCAUGCAGGCGAAUAGCAUGCCACCUCAAUCAACACCUCCAGUUCAAGCCCCCACAUCACAGAGAUCCAACCAUUCUUCCCCGCUUGGAUCUGUGUCAUCUCCUGUCAUGUCGGCGGCGUCAAUGCAGGAUGAAGAAAUUGGGUUCCAUCAGACCCCCAUCCGAGGGUUCUACCCUGGUCCCAGGGGACCAAGAAUGAUGCCAGGAGGUGCAGUUCCGAUGCCAGGGCAUCCGCAACAGAGAAUGUCACCUCCAAGCUUUACCGUCUACCCGUCAGUCAAGAUGAUGCCUCCUCCAAAGGAAUCACCAGAAAUGAGGCACCAUGAAAUAAGACGAAUCGUGGAGCAGAUUCAAAUGAAUUUGGAUCGCUUGGAACAACUUGGCUGUGAGUCUCUCCUCGCGACAGUGUCCACGCCUGAUCGCUCAGCGUAUGUCUGCGGCACCCCUAUAGCCCUCCAAUACUUCUCUAAAGUCAACAAGGAUCACCCAAUGGCUGAGUAUAUCCACAAGCAGGUAUCAUCCGAUGGGGACUUUGACCCAGACGGUCUCGACGGUGACAGCCCGAACGCAGAUGACGUGGGCUUGGAUGAGCAGGGAGUAAAAUUGGAGAGUGAGGGAAAGCAGAAUGAUAAACAUGAGACGCCCAUGGGGAUUGGCCAGCCAGUACAAGAGCGGGUGAAGCUGAACCCAGAACUGACCAAUGAGGAGGAGGAUGACAUGGACAUGAUUGGGGAUGGAGAUGGGAUAAUAAAAGCAGGUGAGGAGAUUUAUAUCGUUAAUAAAGAUCGGAUGGUGAUUGGAACAGGGAUGCUCUAUCCCAGACCUCAUGAUAAGAUGACCUUUAAGAACUCACCUGAAUAUCCAGAAUAGAACGAUUAUCAUAUUGAUAAGAAAAAAGAUAUAGAGCAAGAUCGAACAGAUAAGAAGAUGAUUUGAUGAAUAAUGCAGUCAAAGUAGCAUCGAUAUUCAGAGCUUGAAGCCGAAAUUUAGGGCAAGAGUAUAACUGAUGAAUCGAGCGGCGGAUUUGUGUAAGAUGUCGGCAUCGUCGGUAACAAGAUACUUUCAGAAAUGAAUAUGUUAUUCGGGAAUCAUGAAUAGAUACAAUAAACAGUCAACUUUAUAUGGACAUAACACUCAUAAAACGUUGGGCAACCUAUAUACUGACCAC
Messenger RNA from Lytechinus variegatus (green sea urchin), 1926 nucleotides. RefSeq names its product protein transport protein sec31-like. The coding region runs from base 69 to 1628 and encodes 519 amino acids. The record is from RefSeq and is a predicted model, not a curated record. The transcript has 5 exons. Gene Ontology annotation, molecular function: DNA binding. NCBI's taxonomy places the organism in Eukaryota, Metazoa, Echinodermata, Echinoidea, Temnopleuroida, Toxopneustidae.